UACUACUUGUAGUUUACCACCACACGGUCUCAUCGUUUCAACAUAGACAGGAAGUCAAACUUAAUCCAUCAAUAUUUUGAAAUGAAAACUCUGUUUCUGCUACACAUCUGUUGGCUGGAAAUCAUCACAGGAAUCAGAGGGGAACCUUCAGUGGACCAGUAUGGGUUGAAGGGGGGUUCAAUAUGUCUGGCUGUUGCAGAACCUGAGAUUCUCAAGGGACUUAAAUGGAAGACGGACAGUGAUAUAAUAGUUGAUGAUAAAGAGAUCUCUCCUAAAUACAAGGAAAAGGUGGAUUAUAACUAUGUGAACCAUUCUCUGUGUAUAAAGAAUCUGUUGAACACAGACAGUAGAAUGUACAUAAUAAGUGCAAUUAACCAGAGAGACUGGACAUAUUCAACUACCACAUACAGACUAAAGGUGCUGGAUCAUGUUCCCAAACCAGUCAUGGAUGUCACAUCUCUCCUCAACACAAGUGUGGGACUCUGUGAUGUCACAGUGAACUGUUCAGUUAAAGAUGGCUGGAUGUUGUCUGUCUGUGGCUGGGGACAGUGUACACUGUCACAACAGUUAAUGUCUCUGUCUGAGGUCAACAUCAUCAUCUCCAAUGGGAACGGGACUAUCCAAUGCUCCAGCAGCAACUACGUCAGCACACAGACCAUCUAUCAACCCAUGGAGGACUGUAUUGGUGAGAAGGAUGCCAAAGCUUCAGCAUUAUCAGUCAGGACUGUUGCGGCCAAUAUUGUUCGAUCAGUGAUUGUCUGUGUUGGAUUGGCAGUCACCAUAAUGGCCAUUAACAAGAUCAAGAGAUGGAUAUCCUCAAAAGAAGAUGACUCAACUCAGGAAGUCAUCGUUGAAGUCGCUGACACUUCAGUGAAUGUUUCAGCAGAGGUGAGGCCAGAACCACUGGGCCCUCCUGAGGUAAAAAAAAAACACUUUACAGAAAUGUGCAGAAACCAGGACAGCAACACUGAAUGGACUUCACCCAAUUGACCAGCAUUUUGUAUGAUAUACUGUAAUACCAUGGGACAAAUAUUGAAAACAUUUAAUUUAGUAUUAUCUGCAGUGUAUCUGCUUAAAGGGAGAGCCGUGUCGGGUCGACUUCAACAACAACUAAGAGCAUUGAAGCAUGAGGCUAAACUCUGCAUGUUUUGAUGUGAAGAACACCCUACACAUGAACAUAUACUCUGUGAGUACAAUGUCUUGCUCUGCGCUUGUCUACAAAUUCUGUGGUUCAUCUGCUGGUCGUGGCAACGUCAUAUCGCUAUGUCUCAGUUUAAUGCAACUUGGGUUUUGGAAUAUUGAAUAUCACACUUCGGUUGUGUUUUUGGAAUGCUGAAUGUCACAUUUAUUUGUGUUUUUGGAAUGGUGAAUGUUAAACUUAUUAAGUUCUUGUUUUUACCCCCAAAAAUGAAUAAAUGAUGAAUUGAAUCAAUGAACUGAAAUAAAUGAUUAAUUGAACCAUCACUGUUCAAAUUUAAGAUUACACAGUCAAUACAAUGCGUUGUGGAAUUGCUCCACAUCCUGUCUAAUUAAAAAUAGUACCGGUUUCUGAACUUGACCUUGUGUUUAAGGCUGCUGCCUUGGUACAUGUAGAUUUUCCCUGCCUGUGUUGGUACGAGUCCUGGCACCUACCAGACCUACUCUGUACCUCCUUCUCUCGGUCUCCCCUUCAUUUUAUAUGUGUCUCGGUCAUUGAAAAACAAUCAAUACU
Molecule: messenger RNA, 1711 nt
Organism: Oncorhynchus gorbuscha (pink salmon)
Lineage: Eukaryota; Metazoa; Chordata; Actinopteri; Salmoniformes; Salmonidae
Exons: 5
Coding region: 82-990 (302 amino acids)
Source: RefSeq, a predicted model, not a curated record